AUGCAACAUGAUGAUGUUAUCUGGUCUGUUCUUAAUGGACAAUUUUGUUCAUAUAAACAACAAAAAAGUAAAACACAAAUAUUCUGUGCAAAUGAAUAUAAUUUAACUGGUUUAUGUGAUCGUCGUUCAUGUCCAUUGGCUAAUUCUCAAUAUGCAACUGUUCGAGAAGAAAAAGGUAUUUUAUAUCUUUACAUGAAAGUUGUUGAACGUUCACAUUAUCCAAAAAAACAAUGGGAAAAAGUCAAAUUGCACGAAAGUUAUAUUCGUGCAUUGAAACAAAUCAAUGAACAUUUAAUCUAUUGGCCACGUUUCGUGAGACAUAAAUGUAAACAACGUUUAACUAAACUAACACAAUACAUUAUACGAACACGUCGCUUAAUGUUAAAGAAAACUGCUAAACAAGAAUUAGUACCAAUCAAAAAGAAAGCUGAAAGACGUGAAACUCGCCAUGAAGAAAAAGCAUUUGUUGCAGCUAAUAUUGAUCGUGCUAUUGAAAAUGAACUACUUGAUCGAUUGAAAAAAGGAACUUAUGGAGACACAUAUACAUUUCCAGUUAAUGCAAUUUCAUUGGAUGAAGAAGAUGAUGAAAGUGAAAGUGAAGAUGAAAAGGAAGAAGAAGAAGAAGGUGAAAAUGAACAAGAGAGUGAAGAAGAAGUUGAAUAUGUGGAAGAUUUCGAUGAAAGUGAUGCUGAAGAUAUGGAAGAUAUGGGUGAUGAUGAUGUUGAUGAAGAACUAAUUAAAGCACUUCCACCAUCCAAGAAACGUCGAAUGGAAAUCGAAUAUGAAUCAGUUGAAAUACCUGUUCGAGGUGCUGAACGAGCUGGCGUCAUUUAUUGUUAUGCUACAAGAAAUUCACCUGAUGAUGAAUGGCAUGUCGACAAACUAGAAUUUAAAGCUAGCAAUCAACCUGAACGUUAUCUUUUCUACGAUCGUGAAUUACGACGAAAAUCAAAAUAA
Molecule: messenger RNA, 957 nt
Organism: Adineta steineri
Lineage: Eukaryota; Metazoa; Rotifera; Eurotatoria; Adinetida; Adinetidae
Source: the annotation of a GenBank genome assembly